AAAUUCACAUUUCGUUUAACACUCAACCAUUGCAGGUGUGAGCACUGUACGUCCGAACGAGUAGAAUAAACCAAAACAUAAAAAAAGAAGAAUCAUAACAAAAAACAAAGCAUUGUUUUUUACUUGAGCUCAAAGAACGAAAGAAUAUCUUUUUGCGUAGAACUUCUUACAACUCUAAAGUCCAUCAACAAAACUCUACAGGGUCAAGAUGAAAAUUACUGUAACAACCACAACGGAUAAAAUCUUUUUUCUUGAUGUUUCGGAGGAAUUGGAACUGGAAAAUUUUAAAGCCUUUUGUGAGGUGGAAUCUGGUAUUACCGGCUCACAAAUGGUUGUUGUCUUCAAUGGCAAGCCAUUGAUCGACAACCAGAAGCCUCUGAAACAUUUUGGCAUAAAAGAUGGCGAUUGUGUGAUGUUACAAAUACAACGUCCACCACAAGCCGCCAGAUCCAACAUUUCAGCUGCUGGUCGUGGUACUCCAAUGGAUUUGGAUGAAGCCGCCAUACGUGACUUGGAUUUCAGCAAUAUUAACAUACCCGGAACCAGUUCGGGCAGUAGUGCUGGUGGUAACAGUGGCUAUCGUUCUGGUUCCAAUAUUCUGGAAUACAAUGACACAGAUGAAUUCAAUGUCAAUUAUGAUGAUGAUCCAACAGCAGUGCGUAAAAUGUUCCUUGAUAAUCCCGAAUCAUUGGCAUUGUUGAAACAAAACAAUCCCCGCUUGGCCGAUGCUUUGUUAUCGGGCAAUAUGGAGAGUUUUGAGAAGGUCUUAAAAGAACAAAUUGAUGCCAGAAAGGCUCGCAAUGCUCAACGUUUGCGCAUGUUACAUGCCGAUCCCUUUGAUCCGGAAGCUCAACGCAUGAUUGAGGAGGAGAUUAAGCAAAAGAAUAUUCAAGAAAAUAUGGCAGCCGCAAUUGAAAUGCAUCCCGAAGUUUUUGGCACCGUUACAAUGCUUUAUAUAAAUUGCAAAGUGAAUGGUGUUCCUGUUAAGGCUUUUGUGGAUUCAGGUGCUCAAACUACCAUUAUGAGUUCGGCUUGUGCUCAACGUUGUAAUGUUACACAUUUAAUUGAUACCAAAUGGAGUGGUAUAGCUAAAGGUGUUGGCACCCAACGUAUUAUUGGUCGCAUUCAUAUGGGCAAAUUACAAAUAGAAAAUGAUUAUUUAGUUUCAAGCUUUUCGGUUUUGGAACAACAACCCAUGGACAUGUUGCUGGGUUUGGAUAUGCUAAAAAGACAUCAGUGUAACAUUGACUUGCAGACUAAUGUUUUGCGCAUUGGUACCACUGGUACGGAAACAAAAUUCUUGCCCGAAAGUGAACUGCCCGAGUGUGCCCGCUUGUCGGGCAACUCAGAAGAAGAUCUCAAAGUAAUGGCAGAAUCAGCCAAUGACGCCGAAGAGCGUGCAAUCAAAGAUGCCAUUGAGCAAAGUAAACGAGAAACGAGCAGUGGAGCCUGCUCUACGAGUACAGCGAAUGCAAUUGCUGCUGGUGACAAAUUUAGUGAAAGCGAUGUAAAUGAUCUCGUUAAAAUGGGCUUCAAACGUGACGACGUCAUUACGGAACUUCGUAGAAAUUAUGGUAAUAAAACUCAAGCUAUUGCUGCACUCAUAGCAAAAACUUUAAAAUUUUAAAAGCAAAAUAGACUUUUCUUGGACACACAACUCAUUUAUAGUUUUAGAUUAAAAACAAAAACAACAAAAACAAAACUAAAUUUAAGUUGAAAUUUAAUUGAACCAUCUAAUUUGAAAUCACAAUAAUCAUACAUAAAAUUAGAUACUUGAAAAUGGAAAAGGAAAUAAAUUUAAUAAAUAACAACAAUAAUUAAAUUCAAAAUUUAAUAACAAAAAGCAUUAAAACUAAUUAAAAAAAGCCUACCAUUUUAAUUACGAACUACCUCAGGCUGGAAGCAUUUCUUAUAACAUUUUUUUCUAUAACCAUAUAAAGAAAAACAUGAAAUGAAAAUAUUUAUUAAACAAAAAAAAUUGCAAACAAUAAAGUCAUAAAACAAAUACAAAUAAAAUGACUAGACAUUUUAUAAACAAAGAAACAAAUAUACAAUAAAAAAGUUAAUAAAACCAAUGUACUGAAUUUCAUAAAAAAACAACAAAAUAUAUUAAGAACAACAAACAACAUCAACGAAUCAAGCAAGAUUUAAGAAUUUUAAAACAUAUACAUUUCUUACUCUUUUUUUUCUAGCUUGUAAGUAAAUUUAAUUUAAAAAAAUCACUACGUAAAUGAUUUAGAAACAUAUUGUACUAUAGAAAUAAACAUAUACGCAAAAUUAUGAAAAAAAAAAAAUAAUAAUAAUUACCAAAUAUAAUUGAAAAAAUAUUUGAUUUUAAGAGUUUUGAAAUUUUAUAUUUUAUUUGUGUAAUAAGUUUUUAAAAACUAUUAGACAAAAUAUUAUGGGGCUUGAUUAUUAAAAAUAUGCGAAAAAGUUUAUCAUGAUCUGGUUAGAGUUUAUAGUUCUACAAAUUAUAAAACAAACAAAAAGAAACGUAUAAAUAUAACUAUAAUUGGUGGUUGCAUAAGUUUCAUUUCAUUUAAAAAAAAUAUAUAUACAUAGGUAUACAUUUGUUUGGUUAAGUAAUAUCCUUUUAUAGUUUACUGGUUAAAAUAAAUAAAAAUGAAUUUAAGAAAAAUAAAA
Calliphora vicina (urban bluebottle blowfly) is the source of this 2643-nucleotide messenger RNA. RefSeq names its product DNA damage inducible 1 homolog rngo (gene rngo). The transcript is spliced from 6 exons. Bases 209 to 1627 code for a protein of 472 amino acids. The record is from RefSeq and is a predicted model, not a curated record. NCBI's taxonomy places the organism in Eukaryota, Metazoa, Arthropoda, Insecta, Diptera, Calliphoridae. Gene Ontology annotation, biological process: proteolysis. Gene Ontology annotation, molecular function: protein binding; aspartic-type endopeptidase activity.